Pararge aegeria (speckled wood butterfly) is the source of this 3268-nucleotide messenger RNA. It is a transcript of the gene cue, whose product is annotated as protein cueball. The transcript has 7 exons. NCBI's taxonomy places the organism in Eukaryota, Metazoa, Arthropoda, Insecta, Lepidoptera, Nymphalidae. The coding region runs from base 159 to 1865 and encodes 568 amino acids. The record is from RefSeq and is a predicted model, not a curated record.
CGGACGGCCGAGAGAAACAGUAUUUUAGUUUCGGUGUAACUCGCGGUUGGCGCGGUCGCCACUAAACUCGCGCCCUCUCACUGACAUUGGCUGAAACUCGCAAGAACUCCCGUUCAAUGUGCUUUUUAUAACAAAAUUUUCAAUAUUCAUGAGACAAAAUGUGUAAAACCCAGUGUUUGUUAACAGCCCUCAUACUCUCGAUCGACCUAGUUAACUGUUGGGAUAUCGCAAUCACAACUGGGGACCAAUUAGAAUUUUAUACAAACAAAACGAAAACAAACGAUGAGGGCGUCCGAUUUAAAGAGCUGACCGCAUUGGCUCAUGAUGCAGUGCACAACAUGCUGUUGUUUGUUGACAAACAAAACGACAACGCAUCCAUAUUCAGCUACAAUUUACUCACGAAGAAAUACCAGCCUCUCGUGGGCAAGCGGUCUUCCGAAAAUAUUCAAGGGCUAACAAUCGAUCCAGUUACAGGGAAGAUGUUCUGGACGGAUACUAACGAAAGAAGUAUAUAUUGGAUCUCGCUGUGGCCGAGAUCCAAGAACAUCUAUGGCUACCUUUUGAUUAAAAUGGAUGAUGAGAUCCCCAGGGAUAUUGCAGUUGAUAGUUGUAGAGGCUAUAUUUACUGGACGAACAUAAACAUUUCAAAGGCAACGAUUGAGAGAGCGCGAUUCGACGGAAGUGAAAGGACCACCAUUGUUGAUACUGAUAUCCACAUGCCUGUUAGUAUCGCUAUCGAUCAACGUACAAAACGGCUAUACUGGGUCGACGAUAAAGAAGGAAUACAUUAUUCCAUUGAGUCAGCCGAUUUAGAUGGGCGAAAUAGACAGAAAAUAUUGGUAGGGACAUACCAUCAGCCUAAUUCCUUGACUGUCACAAAAGACAAUAUUUAUUGGGUAGAUUGGGGAUUCAGAUCAGUGUGGAAACUGUCGAAAAACGCAUCCAGUGCCGAGCCGGAGGAAUUCUUUAAAUUUAACAAUGAAGUUCCUUUUGGUAUAGUUUCAAACUAUAAGAUCGCAGACCAAACUGAUGGAGUGGAUGAAUGUAAAACUUUAACGAACCUAUCGCAAAACAACACUGCCAUUAACGAUUCCAUACGCAUUCCUCAAGAUGUGGGAUUGUUCUGUCUCCACGGAGUGAAAACAGGACAACUAGAAUGCAAGUGUUCCACUGGUUAUAUUGGUGAUCGGUGUGAAAUCUCCGUUUGCCAGAACUUCUGUCUGAACGGCGACUGCAGUGCUUCUAGCGAUGGUCAACCAACCUGCAAAUGCAGAAACGGUUUCUCUGGGCCUAGAUGUGAGGCGAGUGUUUGCUAUAGCCAGUGUUUGAACGAUGGUGAAUGUUCGGUGAGCGAAACAGGAAAGCCUGUUUGCAAAUGUGCUCAUGACUUCGAGGGCGACAGAUGCGAGACUCGUAAAAUUAUACCUACUACAAUUGCACCUGCUAUUGAAUCUUGCAAUUGCACAGCAGUUACCUCAGGCAGCAAGAACGAAGAUGCGUUCGUAGAAUCAGACGUCUGCAGUACAGGAUGGGAUACUGUACGAGACCCAAUAUUGAUGGUGCUUGGGACACUGACCGGACUUCUGUGUCUAGUUUGUGCUUUACUGAUCACGAAGAUCCUGCAUUUAAAGAAAAGACCUAGGAUAAAAAGGCGUAUAAUAGUCAACAAGAACGUUACCCCGCUCACCGCGCGACCGGACCAGUGCGAAAUCACGAUUGAGAACUGCUGCAAUAUGAACAUUUGCGAAACUCCAUGCUUCGAACCCAGAAACGCAAUCAGACCAACACUAGGCGACGCGAAACCUGGAAAAGAAGAGAAGAGAAACCUUAUAGCCAACAUGGAGAGUCAAGACGACAUUUACUAGCAUCGCACCAUAUCAUAACGUACUUCGGUAUUUGAUGAUGAGUCCAAAGUUUUACAAUUGUGAUAUUCGAUAUAGGCAUACCGACUAGUACCGUUAUAGUAACGUUAUUUCGUUAUGCAAAUUGAAAAUAUGGGAUUUGCUAUGAGAUAUUUUUGUAUAUCCGCUAAAACGCGGCUGUAUUUAUAGACUGUUGGUAGUUAAGAGACGGAAACAUCUAUCAGUUAUGAUGAAACUUUUUCAAUUGAUAUAUAAACCAAAAUUUUCUAUACCUUAUUAUGUGGACGUAGUUAAACGAAAAGUACAUUUUCAGACAUAAUUAUAAGGCCUUACAGAGAAACUAGCAGAAACUAGCAUAACUUCUAAAUACGGUUUUUUCCACGCUCCGACGUUUGAACGCUAUUGCGACGUUAUGCCCUAUUCAUUUCUAAAGCCUUGAAUGAAUCGAGACCAUGUACCUCAAUGCAAAUUUUAUCCUUUUCGUUUAACUUCGUCCACGUAUGCGAUGGAAAAUAGAUAUGCAAUUAUAAUUUAAGUGUAAAAAUGAUCAAAUUGAGCAUUUUUGUUAAUUUUAUUUGCCAUUUAUUUGUUAAUUUAUUUUUGGUGUCCGGCUCUUGACCCCCGUAUAUAUUUAAAAGCCCUAUAGGUUUAUAUAAGGCAGCUAAAAAUCCAAGAGAAUAUUUAGGUACUUACGAGUAUAUACUUAAGAUAAUGUUUGCGGGCUGUACGAAGAUUUGUAGGUUUACAGUGAUGGUUUGUUUUAUUUAUUUAGAUUAUUAUAUUACAAUAUUGCAUAAAAUGUUGGCAUAUAUACUUAUCUUAACUCUUAUUACGAAAUCUACUACUAAAUGUUGCCUUAAUAGAUUAUCACGGCCUGUAACUUAUACCAAUGACUUAAAUUUAACCUCCUUUUAUUUCGGUAAAGAUAAAAAAAUCAUACCUAUUUAAUAAGCAUAAAGAGCGGAAAAUAUAAAUAAGUUUUAGUAUGCAGAAAUAUUAAUUUUACAAGGGACAUUAUUUUGAUCACACAGUGCCUUUUUCCACUUUUGAUUCAUAUGAAUUAGUUUAUUGGCGAGAUAUUAUUUUCUAUUACUAUAAUAGUUUUAUUGGAAGUAAAUACGUUGGCAACGCUUCGGUCAAUAAUGUAGGCAUAUAAAAUUUCUCACAUUUCGUUUCUAGGGUUUCUUUUACGAGUACCUACUGAUAUGUACUUAUUUUUUUGUAGUUAAAAUUAUAGAUUUCUUUCUUACCCAAGCAGGGGUUCCCAACCUUUUUAAGCCAGCUACACACUAACAACAGAUAUUUGUAACGGCACCCACGACACGCCUUAAGUUGUUGAAAUAGAUAGGCACAAUAAAUAAAACAUUAACUUUAUCAUAAAAAAACAAGAAAGAAAAAAAUAGUGA